This is a messenger RNA of Penicillium waksmanii, 843 nucleotides long. RefSeq lists its product as uncharacterized. The transcript is spliced from 2 exons. The coding region runs from base 1 to 843 and encodes 280 amino acids. Lineage: Eukaryota; Fungi; Ascomycota; Eurotiomycetes; Eurotiales; Aspergillaceae. The record is from RefSeq and is a predicted model, not a curated record.
AUGUUUCGCACCCAAUCUCUAAAGCGCUCCCGCGAUGAUGACGGCGACCUCCACCCCCUUGGCCCCAAGAAAACUCGGCCGUGGCAAGGCCAUGGGUCCAAUUCUUUCUCCCUCCCCGUCCCUGAAUCUGCCGACAUCGACCAAGCCCUACGUUUUCGCGCUCCAACCCUAACCCCCAUCGACUCAUCGGACGAGGAAGAUGCCCAGAAUACCAACAGCCAUGCAUUGUACACCGGCACAACAACCAAAGUCUUCCGCCCUAAACCUUCGAACCUCCACUUGGACCUGAAUCCGAACCUAAACCAAGCCCCGGCAAAGAUCCUCCUGUCUGGCGACGACCUCUCCCCAUGGCAACAAGCCUACGCCCUGAACCACUACGAGAACCACUCCCUCGACAUCAACGCCUCGGCCCUCACAGCCCCAGGCUUCGGCCACGAUGACUUCGAACCAACUCCAGCCCUCACCCCCGCUGUCGACACCCCCAUGGACAUGGAAGACAUAACCCCCUUCAACAAAGAACCCCCCAUAAUUCGACUUCCAAGUCCAGUCAGCGACACGGAUAUGGCAAUGUGCGAUACAAUGUCCGACACGGAACUAGUCUACCCCGGCACCUACCCAACCCGCGUGCCGACGCCAGGCCUCGACUACGGCAACAUGUCGCCGCACCCGGUAGCAGCACACCCCAUGUCGCGGAGCACCUCCAAUCAAUCCGCCACGCGCACGCCCACCCCGUGUCCUAUUCCGCAUCGCCGCUCGGCGCUGGUCAUGGGUUAUCGUGCUGAUUGCGAUAAAUGUCGGUGCAAAGUUCCUGGCCACUACAGCCAUAUUAUUCAGCGGGCUUGA